Messenger RNA from Strongylocentrotus purpuratus (purple sea urchin), 609 nucleotides. RefSeq names its product TRAF3-interacting protein 1-like. The record is from RefSeq and is a predicted model, not a curated record. NCBI's taxonomy places the organism in Eukaryota, Metazoa, Echinodermata, Echinoidea, Camarodonta, Strongylocentrotidae. The transcript has a single exon. Bases 1 to 609 code for a protein of 202 amino acids.
AUGCUAACUAAUAAUAAAACAAUUGCCCCUUCUUCACCGGCUAUAUCACGUAAGACCGACAGACCACCAAACCUACAGAAUACAAGACCUACAGAUCACAAGAUCGACGGAACACGAGACCGACAGACCACGAAACCUACAGAAUACAAGACCUACAGAUCACAAGACCGACAGAUCAUGAGACCUACAGAAUACAAGACCUACAGAUCACAAGAUCGACGGAACACGAGACCGAAAGAUAACAAGACCGACAGAUCACGAAACCUACAGAAUACAAGACCUACAGAUCACAAGAUCGACGGAACACGAGACCGAAAGAUCACGAAACCUACAGAAUACAAGACCUACAGAUCACAAGAUCGACGGAACACGAGACCGACAGACCACGAAAUCUACAGAAUACAAGACCUACAGAUCACAAGAUCGACGGAACACGAGACCGAAAGAUCACGAAACCUACAGAAUACAAGACCUACAGAUCAUAAGAUCGACGGAACACGAGACCGAAAGAUCACGAAACCUAGAAUACAAGACCUACAGAUCAUAAGAUCGACGGAACACGAGACCGAAAGAUCACGAAACCUACAGAUCAUGAGACCGACAGAAUAA